ACACACACACACACACACACACACACACACACACACACACACACCACCCCCCCAGCUCCCAGCAUUGUUAGGAAACUAUGAAAACAAACCCAUCUGACUGACAAACAAUUCAACUUGGGGUCAUUUCUUUCCACUUCCUAUAAGGCCACGCCACAGCCAAAGGUAGAACAGGAAAUGAGUAAGCCAGAGUACUUUGUGCUUCUGUUUUUGGAAGUUUAAACAUUCGACUCAAUUGCUGCUUAAUUUCAAGUGUACAACGAGCAGCACUCUGUGGACUCAGUUUGAGUUUAAUCUGUCAUUGACUUUGCUACUUCUCAGACUUUGGAAUGAUAAUUUGGCCAGUAGCACGUCUGCUGAUCCUCCCUGUAGCACACUUGAAAGGCUACUGCAGUACCAAGUGCCCAUUUAUCCUCUAAUACGGUCAUUAUCUAAGUGUGUGUGUGUGUGUGUGUGUGGAUUCGCCCUCGAGUUCAAAGCUCUACGAUGUGACUAAAAAGAUGUGUGACCAACUCAGUCACGUCUUAUUUUCCUUCCCGUUCCUAAAAGCCGUAACUUUGAUAUGGAGUAAACAAAAACAUCUUUAAAGUUAAAGGGACAGUUCUCAGUAAAACCCUAUUUACAUAUUUUGCUCCCAGCCUCUAGUGCUGUUUACCCAUGCACAUUGUUUUGGUGCGAGUCGCCCGGUUCUGGAGAUGCCUGCCUCUCUUGAACAUAAUGAAUCUCGAUGGAACUCGCCUUGCGGUGCUCAGAGUGCCAGAAAUGCAUCUGAAAAAUGUAGCAGUAGUGUCGCUCCAGAAAUCAUGGCUGAUGACUCAAGAAAACACAAAACAAACCAUCAUAUGAGCAGUUUAUUGUAGAAACAGUUUCCACUCGGAUACACCCGCCAACCGUAUCGCUGUGCAGACAGCUUGAGAUGGAGAGCCUUGGGAUUGACGGGAUGUAAACACUGAUGAUUCACCCAUCAGCUGAGCUGUAAUAUCAGUCAGCUGAGUGCUUUCUGUGCUUGAUGGAUGGAGUUGAGUGGAAACACAGUAGUUCCUACAUAAACGUCUCACAACAAGGUUUGCAGACUGUUAGCUGUCAAUUAAGCGGCGCCCUCGGGAGCUCGGCAGUGAAGGUAAAACUGCAGAACCACUAGGAGCCACUCGAGGCUGGCUCCAAAAGGGCGUCGACCCCCCACCAACUCUGAUCCUAAACGUUACAGCAGAGAGAGCCUGGUACAAAAUACAGUUUGGCCUCUAUCAGUAGUUUUGGCUCUGCUGCUGCGGGUAAGUCUAAAUUUUAGGGUUUUUUUAGUUUCAUAGUAUUUUACAGCUCAUUUAAAUGGAUAAUUGAGUUGGUCAAAGUUCAGCAUCUGCUAGACUUCAUCCAAUAAUUUGAAUCAUUAAACUGUGUUUGCACUGUUGGACCACUUUUAAUGGACCAUCUGACCAACAUUAUUACUCUGUGUGGCAUAAACUAUCCAAGACAUUAGGGCUUCAGUGUUGGUGAGUGAAAUUCAGUUUUUAUUAUCACUAACACAACUUCUGCUUCAGAAAAUAAACGUGGGGUGGCUAAAACACUGGAUCCUCACACCACAGCAAAAGCAAGAUUUGAAUACCCCAAGAAUUAUGUGAACCGCUGUGAGCAACCACUUGGUGACGGUGGGAAGUAAAAACCCAACAGGAAGAAACAUCCAGCAGAACCAGGCUCGAGGAGAGGCGUCCAUCUGCUGCAACCACAAGGGGGUGGGAGGAAAGGGCGAAAGGCACAAUGUGGUUUAGAGAGACCGUUUAGUGAACACUGAAGAUAUCUGAUAACUAAGGGUCACCUGAUCGAGCCCAAAACUAAAAUGCUUUGAGUUAAAAGUGGAGAGAGUCCGCCUUCUGAAUCCAAGCUGGCAGCUGGUUGCAUAGGAGUGAGGCCUGAAAGCUGGAGGUCUGCCUCCCAUUCUGACAACCACAAGGAAGCCAGCAGUCUGACUGCAAAGCGCUCUGCUGGGCUGAUGUGGUAAAGUGUAAGAUAGGACUGCUGCAUUACUCAUUUUAACGGUCCUUCAGAUAUUUUCAUUUCAAAUAUCAUAAAGUCACCAAAACUGAAAGUGAAGGAUAAUUUACUCAUUUGUUAUUGUGUGACUCCAGAGGCCUGUGAAAGGAGCAGCAGAGGCAGCACGUGGAGUAAAUGUGCAAAAACAAAUCUGUAACUUGGUCUAAGCUUCGAUGUUAGAAAAAGAAACACAUUUUAAGACCUUUUGCCAAAAUGUUUCUGUAGAAUGAGCCCUUUGAGGUUUUUGUUGCUUGAAGCCUGACAGCAAAGUGCCAUGUAGCUCAGCUGUAUUAAAGGAAACAGCAGCCGUCUCUGUUUCUCAAAAACUGGGAAACUCACACCAAAUGAUGUCGAUGCACGUGUGAGGCUACAGGCCAGGAUGAAAAUAUGUAAAUGUGAUUUUGAGGUGUGCGGCCCCUUUAAAUGAUUAAUUUCUGUUGCUGCCUGAGAGGUAAAAGUAUCUCCGGGGGGAAGGAGGUGUGAGGGAAUUUAAGUUUGCUUAUUUUCUCAUUUGCAGUGUGGGAGUCUCGCUUAAACACUUUCUGAAAAUGAAAAUUUCCAAAUGACAGUCACGACGUGAUUAUCAGCGGAUGUGAAUGAGGGCUCUGAUACAUUUUGGUGAGGCUUCCAUUGGGGCAUAAUUAUCAUUUUUACAUAAUGAAGUGACUACAAAGGAGCCGGCCUGCAUCCUAAGAAGGGAGCCGAAACGACGAGGCAUACAGAGGAACCAUUACUCUUUCCGCUCGUGUUCGAGCCCAGAUUACCGAGUUGUGAUUUGCGCUAUAGACUCGCACCCGAACUAAACGCAGCUGAGCUGAGAUGCUGUGGCGUCGCACUUCUCUCUGCGAUCAAAAAUGACAAAAGGGAUGAUUUCCCUGCUCGGCUGCGUACAAACGCGAGGAAGGACGAACCGAGCAGCAUUUUCACGGUCCAUCCCUGCAAGGAUACAGGCAGUUAGUUUUGGCACAAGACUGCGAAAACCUGGCCGCAUGUCAAUGCGGGCACAAACACCCUAAUGUUUGAGUUGUGGGUGGUGCAACAAAACAAACCAAAGGGCAUUGUGUUCAAACAACAGGCAACGCUCUGCCCUCGUACAACAACACAGCCGUAUUUUUAGAUUUUCUUUUAUCAUCCAUGCCAGAAUAAAAUGCCUUUCAGGCCUAAUGAGUGAGAAAGGGACUGGGCCUGGAGUCAAAGGAUUAGUGGCACUGAAGAAAAAACUGCAAAAUGAAUCAACGGCCUAUUUCUGUGAUGAUAGCAUUUAUUGUGUCAUUUUAAAGAAAACCAGCGGAGGAAACGUGUGUUUGCUGCAGGUUUGUUGUCCCCGCAGCAGAGCUUACGGACGGCAGAUAAGAUAGUUUGUCGUGUUUUGAUUUGGACACAACAUUAUCUGUGGGGCUUUGUCGUCUCAAGGCCAACAUCCCACUGUAACAACUGCUUCCACGCUUUCUUAAUCUUAUUACAGUGCGCGCACGCUCGUAAAAGAGGAGCCUCUUUUAGGCGAGGCCUUUGCUGACCUUUUGAGCACUUGCAAUUUUUUUCUCGCCACCAAUCUCAUGUAGGUUAGCUGGCAGAGCAGAGCCGAGCGAGUGCUGCUUAUUAUGUAUUACUUUGCUUUUGUAGUCCCUCCACAUCGUUACUCAUCCAGUAUGCUUAAAGGUGCUCUCCCCUCUGGCAAGCACAACUAUGACAGUCAGCUUGGAAGUUAGAAGUCUUUCAAAACUCGCCUUUUUUCCCUCCCUCUCCCCGUGUCUGCCGCCUCUUUUCUCUGCCUCUCUUGGUGUCCCCACGUCUAUCUCUUCCUUUCUCGCUCUAGUCCUCAGAGAGCACCUGACUGACGUGUUGUUCAAGGAUGAAAAGCACAGUGGAGGGGAAUCCAAAAGCAAACAACACAAAAAUAUACAUGAGAGGACGGGAAAGACACUGUUAAACACACACGCACGCACACACACGAGCAUGCGCACACAGAAGUCUAAGAGGAACCCCUUAGGAUUAUCACCAGCGCGACACUGGACACUUCAGGGAAGACAGCAUCUGCUCACUUCCAUAUUUAAUACUGCAAAAAAAGAAGAACAUUGUGUUCUCGAGAAACUUUUCAUUUUCACUUUGUGUGAAUGCAGAACCAAAUACAGUCAUGCGAACAGGUUUAAUCCUCCCCAGACUUCACGUUUCCGCUGUCCAGGUGGCUAUAGAAAGUUCCCAAGUGCCCCGAGGCAUUCACACUGUGACUAAAAGCCAUUUUGCACAGGAAAUUUUGACAGACAUGGGGGCCUUUGACUUUCAAAGAACUGCUUUUACAUCCAUCUUUUCCACCAAGUUAUGUAAGGUUUCCUUGGUGCUCUCUCCCUCUCUGUGAGUGUGUGUGUGUAUAAAAAAUAAUCAUCCAGGACACUGGUGUAUGUGCAGGGGCAGUAAAGUUUAGCAAACACACAUGCAGGAGGCUGAAGUAUCCGUGCGCACACGCUCUGCUGCUUCUCGAUGGGCAGUCGGACUGCUGCAGGACUCAAAACAAGCGAGGGAGCGCUGCAGGAGGCAGUAGACAAGGUUACAAGGAGACCAUAUGCUCUGACUGCCUGUACGAUGGUGACAAAAAGGCCUCCUGUUUAAAAAAGGACAACGUUCCCUUUUUGUUUUUGUCCUUCAAUCACUCAGACACAUAUUCAGCGGAUUAAUAUAAUGGGGAGAAUAAAGGCAACCGCGCUCGAGAGGCUGUCCAGCGAGCCUGAAAUGGACAGCAACUGUGACAGCUGCUUAUUCUGCAUUGACUUUAAAUGAGCGAUGAUUGUGUGUUUGGCUGCCAUGUUAUUUAUGGACCUCACAAAGUGGGUGGUUGAUUGGAGGAAAGCUGAGACCUUGAAGAGGCCUGAAUUCAAGGUCUUUAACACACACAGAAACCCACUCAGAGAGUUUAUUGGAAUGAAUGUGCAAUAGUAAACUGCUCUGCACUUCAUCACUGUCUAGUGCAAACUUCAUGUAACAUGAAACCCCAGAAAUGUCAUGCUCGUUUUCAUAGGUUUAAAUCAUCGCACAAUAAACUGUGAAAUAUUAUCUGCGGUCAUCUGAGCCCGAGUGGCGCUGACGAAUUCAUUUGGUGAACCAGUCCCAGCACCUACCAGCCACAUCACCUCCUCAACUGCUCGUUAAUAAGUUAAUAACAUGGUGCGUUUAGACAUGUAGACACGGUCAAGAAUUUAGUGUUUUAAGCGACUGGUUGUUGGUGCCAGACUGAGUAUUUCAGAAACUGUUGAUCUGCUGGGAUUUUCCUGCACAACCAUCUGUAGAGUUCACAGAGUGCGAUCUGAGAAAGAGAAAAUUUCCAGUGAGCGGCAGUUCUCUGGGUGAAGAUGCCUUGUUGAUGUCAGAGGUCAAAAGAGACUGGUCAGACUGAUUCGAGCUGAUAGGAUGGCUAAAAACAACACUUGUUACAGCCAAGUUAUGCAGAGAAGCAGCUCUGAAUGCAGCAGGAAACUGAGGCUACAGUUCGUACAUGACAGAACAAGACGAGUCUCCGUUUCCACUGCAAUCCUUGGAUUUGGGUGGGAAAAAUUUGGUGUAAACAACAUGAAAGCAUGGAUCCAUCCUGCCUUGUAUCAGCGGUUCAGGCUGCCAGAGGUGGUGUAAUAGUGUUGGGGAUACUUUCUUGGCACACUUUGGGCCACUUGGUAUCAAGCAGAAAACUAGCAGAGUAUUAUUGUUGUCCAGCCCUUCAUGAUCGCAGCGUACCCAUCUUCUGAUGGGCGCUUCCAGCAGGAUGAUGCGAUAGUGAAUUUCAUGGCGCUCGAAUGUCCUCCACAGCUACCAGAUCUCAGUCGAACAGAGCAGGGAUGUCAAAGUCAUUUCACUCAUCCAGGGGCACAUAAAGCCCACUCUAAUCUCAAGUGGGCUGGACGAGUGAAACUCCACUUUCUGUCAGUGUAAAGAUGGUCAACUACACAUUCAAUCACUGAGAUGUGUUAAUAUAAGAUAAAGAAGUGCAAUUUCAACAGCACGUGUCAGUUUUUCUACAUGAGAAAUGUGUAUAAUUACAGAAAAAAGUUCUUUCAUUUGCCCUGUCCUGACUGUAUUAAUAAAACAUAAAGUUUUAAAUGAACUGCUUUGGUGUAGUAUGAACGGCUGUGGGAAAAGCUGUAAAACACAUAAAAAUACAGUUAAAGGUCCAAAAAUGUAUGCUCCCCUUCAUAUUUUCCAAAGCCACCCAGGGGGCCAGAUUGGAGUCUUUUCUGGGACGAUUGUGGCCCCCGGGCCUUUUGUGUGACACCCAAUAGAGCAAUAUAGCACCUUUGGGAUGUGGUGAAUGCAGAGCCUACAACUCUGCAGCAACCUUUGCUUUGAAGAGUUAAGGCACCUCCGAAGGCAAAAGAGGGUCCAACGUACCUAAACUGGCUGGUGAGUGUUUGUCUCCGUGCUUCUGAUCAAUCUUUACAGCACUUUAAAUUACUUGUUGUUCACAAAUAAAGCUGACUGAUUAACCAUUUGUGUCACAGUGAAAUCCAGUGCAAUAAAAAUGCAAUCUCCAGCUGUUAAGCGGAGCAGGACUUGGUUGCGUGCAGCAGGAUGUCGUGAGCAGUAAGAAGCUGUAAGGUCAAUAACGGCGGCUCUAUCGCUCGCACGCUUUAUUGUUUUGUUUUUUUUUAUCCCGGCUAAUGGCCGUCAGAGGCUGACAGCCGUCUGUCGACAUGCAGGCAGGAAUCUUCUUAGCCUGCAGAUUACGCCGAGCCCGCGACUCUAUUUUCACUCCCAUCAUGUACCUGUAUAGUAAAAUAUGUCAGCGAAUGAAGUCAUGUUUCAGCAGGGCACUACCGGAGGAGUAUAUUGCAAUGCUGACUAACAGAAUGACAGAUGCUUUGAGUGUUUCACUGUUGAGUGACAGCAGACUUGUCAGGGCUUUUGUGUGGCUCUGCUGCCAUCUUUUCAUUUUGGCUGCUGCCAGUGAGGGAGGGACGCAUCUAUGCAGCCACAGCUGAGUGAAAAGGCACCUAGGAGGCAUUUUUCUGAGCUUGUCAGACACAAGAAAUCUAAUCCAGACAGCCAAGAACUGGAAUGUAAAUGAGAAACCCGAAAAUAGCAGCUGUCUCUGCGUAAUUGGAACAAAUGGAAGUUGGAUGUGUGGUAGAAAAUAAAAACAAGAAAACAACUGGGAUGUAACGUGACACUAUUUGCUGACAGUUACAAUAAGCUGGGGAGAGCCGAGCCACAGGCAGGCUGUUGUUUGUAGCCAGGCAGCUUAUAGUUUCUGUCAAACCGCUGCUGAUCUCAGAUCUUGAAGGUCGCAAUUAUGUGCCCCCCCUACCCCCCCGCCUCCUACUAUUCCUGCUUCAUCCCUUUCUGCUGUUAUCCUCCUCUUUUCCUUUAAACCCCCUCUGGUGUCCUAAGCAGCAUUUAAUUGUGAAGGGCUGAGCCGAGGAAGGAGUAAUCAGAUGAGAACGGAGGCAGGGGGAAUCACGUGGGCACACAUUCACUAAAGGGGGAUUAAUAACACUGGCGUCUUGAUUGAACUUCGGCUGCUCUCCCUGGCAAAUUGGAGGUGGGGCAAGGGGAGAAAAAUAGUGACACGGAGAGAGGAGGGAAAGAGACGAGAGUUGUAAAGACGAGGACGAUCGGAGGUUCUCAGAUGAGAGCAGCAGGGAGAGGAGACACAGAUGAGGAGAGAAGAGGGAAACAGAGAAAGGGAGUUAGAGCAGUGAGAGGGAGUGGGAGGAAGAAAGAGCGAGGAGAGGAGGCAGUGCAGCGCAGUGCGGGGGGGAGAGAGACAGGAAGGGAGAGAGAGAGAGAUGUAGAGACAGGAAGCCUCCACUGCCACUGAGCCAGUGAGAUGCAGGCAGGCAGAGAGAGACGACAGAGGGAGAGAGAGGCCCUCGGCAUCUCCACGGCUGGCCCAGCGAGGGGGCGAGGGGCUCAAGAGCACUACAGCGGAGAGAAGAGUGGGAGGGGAAGCUGAAACUGAGGGAAAAGAAGAAGGGCGAUACAAUCAGAAGCAGGCUUCGCCAGGAAAAAGGGGAGUGGGGUGAGUGGGACUAGAGCCGAGGAGGGAAAAAGCAGAUAAAAGUUUUGGAGACGGAGUAAGAGAGGGGAGAGGGAAGGGGGGACGAGACUGAACAUCAGAGCGGAUAAAGCCCGUUAAUGGCAAAGGUAGGAGGAGAUUCGUGGAAGAAGAGGAGGAAGCUCUCGGUGUCUCAGGAGUCCUCCCGUUCCCCUUUUACUUCGUCUUCAUUCUGCCAGGCUGCCGGACAUCAUCCAUCACCAUGUUCUCUGACAGCAGGGCUCCGGCGCCUGGAGAGCAGAAAGGCUUCAAGUCCCACACCCCUCACUUCAUCCCGUGGCUGCGCAAUAGCUUGAAGCCUCACCAGAGCAGCGACCUGGGGCUCAACGGACCGUACAAAUCCAACUCAGAGACCCGAAACAACCUGACCCCGCUGGAGAGAGCCAAAGGGAUCGGCUUUUUCUCCAUCCAGGGGAAGGACCGCGGAAAAAAGGCUGAACUUCGGUGCAAUGGGGUGGGGAAGGCGAGGAUGCUGCCAGUUGCGCUGAGGGGGCACCACAUCCUGCCAGGGAGCCUGGGGAAGCAGAGGGAGGACAGUCCUGCCAGGUGGAACCGGACUAAAGAGCUUGGCACAGACCGCAACGCACAGACCAGCCCAGGGGAGGGGCCGCAGGGACCAGCCAACAGCUCCUCUGCUGCUCAGGGCAACCACACCUUUGUUAGGAAGCACAGCAGCCACCUGAGCCCCCAUCAGUCGCAGAGUGACAGCAGUAGCAACUCAGUGAAGAAAUACGGGCCACUGCUUGGACCUCCUGCUGCUCCUGUUGCUGCGCUGCUCUCUGAGGAGCCAAACUUUAACGUGCCUGUUGUUAUGUGUAUGGAGGGCAAAGAGGGGAAGGUGUGGGACUACACCAGCCACACCACCCACCGUCAGAGAGGCCACCGUUCAUCCAGCUGGCUGAACUAUGACACUCAGGGACUAAUAGAGAGGCAGCAUGGAUUCAGCUCCAACUUCAGCUACACCAGUAAACACAGCAGGAGCUCCCAGAGCCAACGAGACCUGACAGCGCUGCGGGAGCCACCUGUGGAGGAUCUAAACGGAGUUAUCUUCUCCACUGAGGUUCCUCACAGGGGGCUCAGCAGUACGACAACUCUACAAGGCCCCGAGAAACCCAGACCGAGCUCAGAGCACACCGCUUUCCUGGCUCAGAACCAGACGUGGGCCCAGCACAGACCAAAGAGCGAAGGGGAGUCACAGAGGAAAGAGGCCGGCUGCAGGAGGAAGGUGGUGCGAAACCAAAUUAAACGGGUGGUGGUCAACCUGGAGCAGGUUCUCAAAGCCCUGAGGGAUGUUCAUCAGGAAAUGAAAGAGGUGGUGCAGCAGAUUGACCAUCUAACAUCAACCAUUGAUCUGAAUGACGAGGAGGAGGAGGAGGAGGAGGAGGGAACUGGAAGAGAAAGCACCAAACCUCCCAGCGACAGCAGCUACAGUUCAGGCUCGAGCUCCAGUGAAACAACUGUGGGCUUCACACAUCAGAGGCUGUCAGAGCCUGCAAACCAGCCAGAAACUGGGUAUUUAUCUGGCACCCUGAGGGGAGAGCAUCAUAGCAGGAGCCAGUCUCCACCCAAUGUGCAGCUGCGCCCGCUAACCUCUGGACUUUUAUCGGAGAGGAGUCGGACUCUUCACCUCACCGGUAGUGUUGGGGCCUCACCCAAACACGGUGGGAAGCUGCCAUACCCCAGUAACCUCACGACCCACGACCACACUCGCUCCCCCCAAAGAAGCCUCCCUGCUCGGCCUCCAACUCCUGGUCUUUCCCCUCUAACGGUAAACUUCCAUCUCCCCAGUAGCUCUGGUUCUCAGCCUCACUCCCCUGGGGCUACCUCCUCCAUCAGGAUCAGCCCCAUCUCACCUCCCUCUCCCCUGUCUUCAAAGGCUAACCCACCCCCUGCUCUUAGCCCGUCUGUCAUCAUCCAGACCAAAGUGGGGUCUUAUCAGACCACACAAAGCGAUCUCCCAUCUGCUGGGCCGCUCUCUCCAUCGUCCAACCUGCUGCCGUCUGCCAGCUGCCCACCCACCGACUCAGAGACUGGAACCGGGUUUGCCGCUAACACGGAGAGGCAAGCAUCCUCAGCGGGACCGUCACACGUAUGCGCCGCAGCACAAGGCCACAGAGGUCGCAAGCCUCCACCUUACCCACAUCACAGACUCUCUGAAAACACAAAGAAAGUGAAGGAGCCCCGCAAAGCUCCUCCUUACCCUGAGAAAAGAAGGCUGCUCUCGACCACAGUGUGAGACAAUGCAGCAGGAGAGGGGGGCUGAUCGAAUGGAGCCAUAUUCACAGCACCAGCCACAAGUCUGCAAGAGUGGAGAGUGAUUUAAGGCUUGCCAAGCUGAGCUGAGACCAAGUUUCCAAGGUGACAAGGCGCAGACGCAACUUGGGGAUCUGGAGGUGAUUAUUUCCAGACGACGCAUCGACAUCAGCGGUGACAACGAGGAAAAGGGGAAACGCUCCUGCUAAGCAUUUCCUCAGUUCCUUAGGAUCACCUCCGGACGGACGGGGGAAACCGAUCCCGGGCCAAACAAGGCAGAGAGAUAACAGGGCACGGAGCUGAGCGGGAGGAGGAAACAUGCGCUCGCACUAAUGACAGAAAGUGUCAGGACUGUCCUUGCUGUGGGAAGGAGGCGUGUCGAGGUGCGCUCCACUUCACAGACGACCACAUCAGACAGGCAGACCGCGCAAAGUGGCUGAGCUCAGACCGGGCGCGGACAUUAACCUUCCACGAGACAUUAAAGUGCACAGACUCGAUUCCGAGUGUGACGUCAAGAAGAAAUAAAGUUUUUGUGCUACUUUGACUCACUCGACUUGUGUUAGUUUGUCAAGGGCACAUUAUGGGUUUGUUGUAUACAAGUGGAGGGAAGAUGAUAUGUCCAACCCACCCGUGUCUAGCUUAUGGUCGGGUACACUCUGCUACUCGGGUGACAAAUCCUCGAGCUACAAAAUCCCGCAGCUGCAACUUUAUCGACUUUGUGUCUGGGGGCACGCCUUAUGUAACGGGCGCCAUCGUUGUAGUAAAGCAACAUAUUAUGCAUUCGCUUUUCAUUGAUUUCUAAGUAGAGGGACCCAGUGCCGCCCCUUUUUGCAGAAGGCUCGUGUGCCAACAUUUAAAGUUGAGCAGUUAAUCAAACAUAUUUGAUAGGUGAUAAAUCACAGAACACUGCAAAACAUUAUCUGCUUCCAGCUUUUCAAAUGUGAGAACUGGCAGCUUUGCUGUAUUUUAUAAUCACUGAAAAAUUAACCGUGAAAUGCUUCGGACAGCCAUUCGAUCACACCGAGAACUUGAAGACGUACUCUUGGGCUGCGAGAUGGAAGUUUUUAAAAUACUUUUCAGAUAUUAUGAACUAAAUGAAUAUUAAAAUGGUAAGCUGCUGCUUCUUUCUCUUUGAGUCCGAUUAGACAAAAGUCUGAAGGCAGCUCAUCCUGUUCACAAAUCAUUAAAUGUCAGACUUACAAUAAUCCUCGUUCGUGCGGAGACGUGGCACGCACUGACAUUUACAUAUCCAGGAACGAGGCGCAAGCGUCAUUAUCAAACUGUUUAAUUAAAUACAGCUCUGAGAUUUUUUCUCUAUUUGUCGCACGAGACUAGAUAAAAGUGCAUAUGGCGACAGCUGUGACGAUCUUACAGCCCCUACGUGCUGGAGAAAAAGCAUAUAAGAAGCUGCUGCACACAAACGUCUGCCUCAGAUUUGGUCCCAGAGGCUGAUGAAUGUGUUGCUGGUAUAAAGGUGGAUGUUUUAUUAUUUGCAGGCUAUGCAGAAAUGCUCAUCAACAGAGUUUCGCCUUGUUUUUCCUGACAACUGUGCUGAUGAAGCUUUAAUCUCUGCACCGAAGGGGCGCCUGGAACAGCGAGGCAAUGCAAAGCAGAAAGUUUUUGUUUGUCCUGUCAAACCAACCGCAGAACUGUGAGGCGUUAUGAUGUGUUGCACCGACAGUAUCGCAACUACGCUGCACAGGUUGUGGUGCAGUUUGACUACCAACAGGCAAACUUCAGUGCAAGGAAGAAAGACCUGCACUGAACCGCUGGCUUUAAGCGUGACUCAUCUUGAAUUUGAAAAAGAAACCAGAUGAAUCCAAGCUGAAUGAGCUUACAGUGCUUUCAUGUGAUGUCAGGAAAAUGAAUCCCUGACUGGAGAUAUUCACGUGUCUGAGAAACCUCUGGCGCUUUAGACAGAAACACAGCGAACAUGACGGCAGAAACUCUCGGUGCAAAUUCAUGAUUGGCAGGAGAUUUGGUGCAGCGUCUGCAUUACUGCGGAUGGUGCCUGGGCUCCGGCUCGGAGAGGGGAUGAGGAGCUUGGUCAUUUGCGAGGAGCUCAGAAUCAAGCUGACAUCGUAAGGAGCCAGCUGAGGUGGCUCGGCCAUUUGAUUAGGACGCCUCCUAGGUGAAGUGUUUUGGGCAUGUCCAUCAGUGAGGAUAGCCCUCUAAUAUGCUGUUAGGCUGUAACCAUUAGUUACCAUCUAUGCAGGCUGGGCUAGAUUAGUGAAAGAGGUUAUUUAUUAGUAGUAAUUCUGACAGAAAGUCAGUGGAGCGCUGUUCUGGAAUCAGCUAACAAAGUGUUGUUCUGCUUUGGGCCAUGAGAGGAUGGACGCGAGACUCCUUGUGGACAUCCUUCAAUAGUUUGCAUCUUCAAGGACCAGCCCGAAAAACAGUGAACCAACCACACACCUGCAGGCGAACUCCAGCCAGCUUUUUAAAGAAUCAUGUGGAAUGAAUAUUUAUCGGCAGUGUCCACAGCAAGUAUGAUCCUGGUUUUAAAAGCAUCACUGAAGCACAGCCCUCCUCUGGAAAUGGGAUCAGCCCACUGACAGUAAUAAAUAACAAACUCAGCAGCACAAAGAAACAAAACCCAGCAAUCACAGUUUUUCAGCUUUGUCCAUGUUGAGCACUGGGAUAAUUUGACAACUCAAAAACAAAUGAAUGAACACAGGCCCACUAAAAGCUCAGCUAACAGUUUCUUUGUACUUACAUACGCG
Haplochromis burtoni (Burton's mouthbrooder) is the source of this 13041-nucleotide messenger RNA. RefSeq lists its product as uncharacterized. Gene Ontology annotation, biological process: positive regulation of translation; positive regulation of cell size. The record is from RefSeq and is a predicted model, not a curated record. The coding region runs from base 8268 to 10301 and encodes 677 amino acids. NCBI's taxonomy places the organism in Eukaryota, Metazoa, Chordata, Actinopteri, Cichliformes, Cichlidae. The transcript has 4 exons.